Neurospora tetrasperma FGSC 2508 is the source of this 2640-nucleotide messenger RNA. RefSeq lists its product as uncharacterized. The record is from RefSeq and is a predicted model, not a curated record. Gene Ontology annotation, molecular function: metal ion transmembrane transporter activity. Gene Ontology annotation, cellular component: membrane. The transcript has 9 exons. The annotation marks the transcript as partial. Lineage: Eukaryota; Fungi; Ascomycota; Sordariomycetes; Sordariales; Sordariaceae. Gene Ontology annotation, biological process: metal ion transport; transmembrane transport.
GAGGCUACGCUAGAGCUCGAUACAAAGUCGCAUAAGGUAUCCUCCUUCACCUCCCUCUUCAUAUCUGAGCUGUUCAUAUCGACUUCACGAUAUCCUACCGACCUUUCAUCCAUAUCGAAACCUCAGAGAGGCCCGCAGCUUUUCGACACAUAUAACGAGCCGACCACCUGCAUCUCAGCCGAACCGCACGAACAAGCCGUCAAAGACCCGGUACAGCAUUAUUUCGGUUGCAUUGAGAUCUGCCAGCGGCCCGAUUUCUUUAAGGAAUCGAAUAAUGUCUGGGUUAAUGAACGUGAGAUGGAGCGUAAGAAGCUCAGGAUGGCAAUGGAUAAUGCUUCCAGACCUCUUUUGACGGACGACAUGAACGCAAUGCUCAAUGAGACAAUGACAAAAAGGAUGCUCAGCGUGGCAAUUGCGAUUGAGGCCCGGUACAGACGAACGGAAGUGAUGCGCAGUGCUAUAAUGAAACCUCGUUCUUCGGGUGGACAGCCAAGGCUCGUCUACAACAUGGAAAAAAGCCGUAAUAAAUGGAUGAACUCUCAGAAGUUCAAAGAUGGUAUUCCAAUGGUUCGGGAUUGGAGGAAAGGAGCUCAAGGGGGACACAGGCCAGUUGAUCUGGUAAACGCUGGAGAAUUUACUCUCUCCGACAGGAUCCAAACUGGACGUCAAGAGGUUCAACUCUUCAUCAGGCAGCAUGGAAUUAACAAGGAACAAAACGCAGAUCUCAGUGGCAUUGAGUACAGCAUUGAGCGAGACGUCCACGCCCAUUUUAUUGAGUUUACCGUUCAAGAGGCGAAUAUCCAAACAACACCCGGUGCCGAAUCAUCUUCUGCCGUCAGACAGUUCUUGAAACCAGCCAACGACGAACUCGCCGACAUUGGGGUCAAGGGCACGUUCCCAGACCAGCGCAUCUCCAUGAGUCGGUUGCUAAACAAUGGGAGAGACCUGAUGGGGGGGCAAUGCGACCCGAAGGACGACUGGAAUAUUCUACGGCGGGACAGAAACGAAGGCUUUGCGAAGCCCCGCAGGAUCCGAUAUCUCCAUGUCCCUUCAAACAAUAUGGCGAAAGUCAUCGCGAACUACUAUGCGGAUUCAAACCCGGAUGUGAGAAGCAAAGUCCAGAGCCCAGGCAUCCAAUCCUCAACACAGCUGCUUCUGCGGCCCCAGUACUGGCAUGGACAACAGCAAGAGACUCGAAGUGGUAUUGUUCAUACGAGACACAUGCGCGCCUUGUGUGAAAUAGUAUCGUCUAAUACGGACAUAAUUGAGCAGAGUCCAAAGAACAUUGUCCUAUUUCGAAUCAAUUCGGAAAUCGAUAAAGCUAAGCAGCUUCGGCUACAACGUCUAUCAGCAGCAAGGCCCCUGACUAAGCAUUACGCCUAUGAUGACCAUUAUGGAUGCGAGGAAUGCAGGCAAAAUAUCAUGCAGGUGCAACGACUGAUAAUGGUAGAUCAGAUAUGGAUGUGGAUCCUUGACGAGCAAACCAUCAUCACGUCUUUUCCACAAAGCUGGCGAAAGAACGCUAGACAGACCGUAAAUGGCAUUCACGAGUCGAUUCGUGCCCGGCUGAGACCCUUGGCGACGACGCAGAUCGACCACCAGAUUCAAUCAGUCUAUGAACUAGGGCUACUAAUACUAGGCGAAUGCAGCACUUUGUCUGAUCUGUCAUCGCUACGCCUUCGCUUGUUAGACAACACCGAAGAAGAGAAGCUUCAACAAGAGCUUCGGCAAGUCUUGAUUGACCUUGAUGUCAUGCUCGAUGUUCAGAAACAACAGGAUACUUUCGUUCGCCGAUUCUGUCAACAUGCUGAGAAAAACUUGUCUGGGAACCAGAAUAAGGACAAGCGCUUGCGGUUUCGAGGGCAAUCCCAAAAUCUGCUUCAGAAAUUAGGUGAUCAGCUAAGCGAACUGGAAAGACUGCAGAAAUGGACCAAGCGCACAGCGGCAGUCAUAAAUGACCUAGUGAACUUGAAACAACAACAUGCCAGUCUCAUAAAAGCACAAGAGUCGAUGCGACAAGCCGAUGAAUCCACCAGUCAAGGUAGAGCUGUUAUGAUGUUUACAGUUGUGACCAUCAUAUUCGUACCUCUCUCGUUCAUUUCGAGUAUCUUCGGCAUGAACAAUAUUGAGUUCUCAGGUGAGAACCCUAUGUCACUUGAACAACAGUUCGGAAUUAUCGCCACUCUGCCGCUGUUGUUAGCUAGCACAGUGGUCUAUUUGUUCACCGUGGUGACUGUACGCUUGGGGCUGCUUGGUUUUUGGUUACAGUUCCACAACAAAGAGCACUUUCAAGUAAACACGCUGAGAAACAGGAUUGAAUCUGAAGCAAGGCAGAUGAGACGAGUUGCGGAAAAUGAAGCAAGACGGAAAAUCCGCGAGAAAGAGUUCGCGAAACGGAUUGAACACAAAUUCGAAGAUGCGAGAAUGGAUGAGCGGCCCUCAAGGAUAGAUCUCAUCCUCAGACGCUAUCCAAGUCUGCUGGAAGAUGAUGCGGGGGCUUUUGCUCUGGAAAUGGGUCCGGUUGAUGCAGGAAGAAGAAUCAUCGACAGGCGAGCGCGCGGAGAGAGGGCACAUGCAGCCAUCGAAGAAGAAGAGAGAAGCAGAGCGAGCCAGGAUGUUGUUCAGGACAGAGUGCAUUGA